AUGGCUCUGAAGGAGCUUCUUGGCCAUCGUGGCUAUCUCUCUGCUGCGCACCGCUGGUCUCCUCAGAGGACAGGAGGCCGCGUCGUACCUGUUGCAAUGCCGGAGCAUCGUAAAAUGUCGGAGAGGUCUACAAGAGACAGUGUCUCGUCAAAGAGAAGGAGAUUCUGGUCACUCUCUCCAAGUUCGCGCCGGCCGCUCAUUUCAGCCCCUUCAGACUUCCGCCAUGUAUCAACUGCUGCCGAUCCAUUUCUUGAUUUUCCUGAACCUACGCCAUCGAGAGCUUCGAAUCUUCGACCUGCGAAACAGUUACCUCAUCGCCCUUACCGCCCGCUCGAGUUGAGCAUCUAUCAGUCCGACAAUGGUGUAUCUCCUAUCAUGCCUCACUUUGAACCAAGGCCUGCGAACCCGGCCCCCUCAUCAGACUAUUCUGACUGUGUGUCGGAUAGCCAACCCGAAGAAGUGAAACCUUCAUUAGAGCAUCAGAAGAGCUUUUCAGAUUCUCCCAUGUCAUUCCACUUUCCACGUCGCCAAGCUCUGGGAAGUGCUCCUAGUUCCUCUCAUGGAGAAGAUGAGAUCCCGCCUUUGAUCCCCCCUAAGUCACCGGGUCGUCCUCGUGCGUAUAGCUCACCAGAUGUGGAAAAGGUCAAGGAACGAGUUGCGAAUGCUAUGCUAGAGGUUGAAAAACUCCAGAAGCAGAUUGACGAUGUCAUCGAGAGACAGAGUCUUUAUGUUCCUAGUCGACCACCAACUCCCCACUCGGUCGCCCGAACCAUGCCCGGUAUGAGCUCGAUCUACGGGCCUGGUGACGAACCGCUCCCGCCGACUUCUUCAGACCUGGAGCCCAUGCCGUCAAUUCCGGCUCUUCCCCCAGCAGCUCCUUCCUUUGCCCAGCGCCUCAACUCUGAUAUCAUUGAAAGACCACACACAGCACCCAUCAGGCCGCCUCGUACGCCUGUGAGAACUCCUAUCACACCACCUCGCAGAUCCCGAACUCCUGGUGAGCAAAGGUCACCUUCUACCCCUCCUUCUCGCCCCAGGCGAGAUGAUAUGCCCCCACCGCCACCUCUACCUUUAGUACUUCGACCUCCUCUGAGGAAGAAGAAGUCUUUUUCCCGGGUGUCGAGCUGGCUCUUCCCCGGGCCACAGCACAACCGUAACAUGAGUUUCGACUCUGUCACCAACGCUCCUCGUCCUAUCAGGGGCAACCAAGGAUUUUACCAAGUUUCGCUGGGCGGAGCAUCGGAACAUCGGCGGAGCACAGAGUCAGUCGAUACGGUCACUAGACUACGUGGCAAGGUCUUUGGGUAUUUGAAAUGCUAUGGUAAUGGGAUAAAAUAUUUGGGAAUUGGGUUUGAAUUAAAGAACUGGUUUCUGGGCGGCAGGGAGCUAUUGGCUCUCAUAAACAACUACAACAUCCCUGUCAAGAUAACCGAAGCAGUAGAAAUGGUUCGAAUUCCGCGCGACGACGCGCCCUCAGAAGCGAAUCGCUCAGAUGCAUCUGAUGCCGAUGCUGAGAGAGGGCGACUACUCUCUGGAAAUGAUGAUGAAGCUGAAGAGAGCUAUGCGGACGCCGAGCGACUUGAGAACUGGCAUACAGAGCAUAAGCGUCGAGAGACCCGACGAUGGAGCUACCUUGUCAUGGUAACCAGCACAGUUGCAUUGAUCACAGUACUCGCUAUUUGGGUUCACAACAACACACUGUCAUCUGGAUGUGAGUAUGACGGAAGCUGCAAUGACAUUUCCAAGCUCUGGGGACAGUAUUCUUCCUUCUUCUCUGUCCCAUCAGAGGUUGAUUCAUCAACACCGGAUGAUUGCGAGGUCACUAUAGGAAUCGCCCUGUCUCGUCAUGGAGCUCGAUAUCCAACCGCCGGCAAGACUACAGCAUACAGCGCCACCAUUGCCCGCCUCCAGAAAUCAGUGACCAACUAUGGCAAGGGCUACGAAUGGCUCAGUGACUACGAAUACAACCUCGGAUCUGAGGAUCUGACCGAUUUUGGUCAAGACCAGAUGAUUGAUUCUGGAAAGGCUUUUUAUGAGCGAUACAUCGGACUCGCUGAAAAGACGGAGCCUUUCAUCAGGGCAUCAGGAUCCGACAGAGUUAUCAUGUCGUCUCACAACUUCACACAAGGUUUCUAUGCCUCUCGAGGAGAGUCUGGAUAUGACUACACCGAUGACAUUCUUGUAAUUCCCGAGGAGCCCGGUAUCAAUAACACACUGUCACAUGGAACAUGUAGCUCGUUCGAGGACAAUGAUGAGGUUGGCGACAACAGUGCGCAGACCGCCUGGGGAAACAAAUUCCUGCCUCCUAUUCGGGAUAGACUCAACAGGAAUCUGCACAAAGCCAAACUGUCGCUACAGGAGACGAUCUAUCUCAUGGAUCUGUGCCCUUUCAACAUAGUCAACACUCCUGAUGGUGUAGGACAAUCCCGUUUCUGCGACCUUUUCUCCAUAGAAGAUUGGCGAAGCUACGAUUACUACAUGACUCUGGGCAAAUACUAUGAAUACGGUAAUGGCAACGCAAUGGGACCGACACAGGGCGUAGGAUACGUCAACGAGCUUGUUUCUCGAUUGACGAGGAAGCCUGUUGAUGACCACACCACAACCAAUCGCACGUUGGACGGCAAUCCUGAGACAUUUCCCCUGGACAGGGCGCUAUAUGCAGACUUCAGCCAUGACAACACCAUGGUGUCUAUUUUCUCAGCAAUGGGUCUGUACAACUCGACAAGCAAGCUGCCGAAACACCAUAUCGUGCCAGCUAUCCGAGCACAUGGCUACUCAUCAGCAUGGGUAGUCCCCUUUGCUGCGCGUAUCAUUGGACUUCUCAGGGAAUUGGAUAUGGAACUCUGCAGGGACUUAAACGCCUUUCUCCACUACAGCGGGCCACUGAUACUAAAUUCAGAGCCGGCAUCAGCGCCAAGCUCACUCCCAAAGCGGGAUCACAGAAAGAUGGUGUCGACGGCAGGAGGUAUCGUAAUCGCCAUUAUCGUCCUGCUCGUUGCAGGAGCUGUUGGAUGGGUUGUAUUCACACAGCUUCGUGCUCGCAGACUUGGUCUUCCCCCCCCAAGUCUCGCCUCGUAUCUACCAUGGCAUAAAGAAGACAGCGGCUAUGGAAUACAACCCGCCCCUAGCGGCAUCGCUGGCUGGUUCAACGACAAGAUUCGCAAAUUCAAGAACCGCAACAACCGAUCCGCCGCAGGCGCUUACGAGCAAUCCGGCGGUGCCCGCGGCCGUCGCGGCUUCGGUCCGCUCGACCCUGAUGAAGCGUGGGACUCGCGCGUUGGAAACGAAGCAGACCAAUAUGGAUACUAUGAAGAGGACGUUGGUGGUCGCGGCCGGGACACCGGAUACGGCGGUGGUUACAACAUGAACCUCGCGGCGACGCCGGGAUUGUCGGGCGGUCGAGGUUUCGACGAGGAGGAAGAUCGGGGUCGUAGGGCGAGCAGAAGUCCUGCAUCGGGACCUGGAGGACGUAACCCGUUCGAUGACGAUGCUGGUUCAAGUUUGCGCGGCGUGAGCCCUCGACCUAUCGACACGGGAGUUGCGAAACCCAAGAACAGAAGCGGCAGCGCCGAGAGCAGUCCGACAGAGCGACGGUCUGUGUUUAGGGAGAACAUGUAA
Molecule: messenger RNA, 3618 nt
Organism: Fusarium oxysporum Fo47
Lineage: Eukaryota; Fungi; Ascomycota; Sordariomycetes; Hypocreales; Nectriaceae
Product: histidine phosphatase superfamily
Exons: 9
Coding region: 1-3618 (1205 amino acids)
Molecular function (GO): acid phosphatase activity
Source: RefSeq, a predicted model, not a curated record